AACCAGACGGUUGGGUCAUGAGGCGAGCGGUGCGACUGCUGGCGUCUCGUUGUCGUGGACCAACUGGAAGGCCGAGCUGGAUGGCGGCGAUGCUGCGGUGUUCGACGCCACUGGGUCCGAUCCGGUCUCGCGAGGCGACGCCAGCACGCCAGUGUCGCCGCCUGAGGACCUGGGGGGAGGUGCGGCGCGCCUGCAAAGCUACCUCCGGGCUGGAGGUGGCUGUUGCUGCAGCCGCCGCCACCGGAGAAAAAUGCGUCGGAGAGAGGGGAUUGGCGGAAAGGUUGCGGCUUGGGAGUCUGCUGCCUGACGGAUUGUCGUAUAAGGAGUGUUUUAUCAUAAGAUGCUACGAGGUGGGGAUCAACAAGACAGCUACGGUGGAGACCAUUGCCAACCUUCUCCAGGAAGUAGGAGGCAGCCAUGCACAAAGUGUAGGUUUUUCCACUGAUGGAUUUGCUACGACGCCUACUAUGAGAAAGCUUGGCCUAAUAUGGGUGACUUCCCGAAUGCACAUCGAAGUAUACAAGUAUCCUGCUUGGGGUGAAGUGAUUGAGAUAGAGACCUGGUGCCAAAGUGAUGGAAGAAUGGGAACAAGGCGCGAUUGGAUUCUUAAGGAUUUGGCUACUGGUGAAGUCAUCGGUAGAGCUACUAGCAAGUGGGUGAUGAUGAAUCAAAACACCCGGAAGCUUCAACGAGUAAGUGAUGAAGUCAGAGAAGAAGUGUUUGUGCAUUGUCCAAAAACUCCCAGAUUGUCAUUUCCAGAGGAAAACAAUGGCAGCCUAAAGAAAAUUCCAAAACUGGAUGAUCCUGCUCAAUAUUCCCGAUUAGGGCUUGUGCCAAGGAGAGCUGAUUUGGACAUGAACCAACAUGUAAACAACGUGACCUACAUCGGAUGGGUCCUCGAAAGCAUACCACAAGAGAUCAUAGACACCCAUGAGUUGCAAACGAUCACUCUUGAUUACCGGCGAGAAUGCCAGCACAGUGAUAUUGUGGAUUCACUUGCCAGUCCAGAAGUUCCAGAGGAUGGUAGCACAAAUGGGGCUGUUGCCUCCGACCCCCAUGUCAAUGAUCAAUAUCUACAGGAAUUCUUACACUUGUUGAGAUUGUCAGGAAGUGGCCUUGAGAUAAACAGAGGCCGGACAGUGUGGAGGAAGCUGGCUCGCUGAGGUUUUGGAUUAUGUACUCUAGCUCUCAGCAAAUAAAGAAUAGAGUUAAGCUCAUCGAGUUAUACUGGCAGCUACUUUAAUCAUUCAUCAUUCAUCUGGUGUUUCUUGGGACAUACUUCGAGAGGAUAUUGGAAUCGUUUACUUUGCAGCAGUCAAUGCUUUUAUUAAUGGUAUAGUGCUAAGUUCGUAUGACAUUGUCAUCUGUAUUAGAAUUCAGUUUGGUAUCUACCACAAAUACACUAGAGAAAAAUGAAGAAUUAUAUCUAAUUGCUCAUGAAAAAACGAGUCCCAUGUCCUCUUGGCAUUCUCCUACAAUGCUAACUUUUUGUGGGUGCUUUUAUGUCAAUUGUUUUCCCAUGAAGUAUUGUUGAUGGUUCAAUAUCUUACAGUA
Molecule: messenger RNA, 1554 nt
Organism: Zingiber officinale
Lineage: Eukaryota; Viridiplantae; Streptophyta; Magnoliopsida; Zingiberales; Zingiberaceae
Product: oleoyl-acyl carrier protein thioesterase, chloroplastic-like
Exons: 7
Coding region: 18-1163 (381 amino acids)
Biological process (GO): fatty acid biosynthetic process
Molecular function (GO): fatty acyl-[ACP] hydrolase activity; acyl carrier activity
Source: RefSeq, a predicted model, not a curated record